This is a messenger RNA of Aspergillus terreus NIH2624, 1854 nucleotides long. It is a transcript of the gene yvc1, whose product is annotated as putative potassium ion channel Yvc1. The record is from RefSeq and is a predicted model, not a curated record. Bases 1 to 1854 code for a protein of 617 amino acids. The transcript is spliced from 5 exons. NCBI's taxonomy places the organism in Eukaryota, Fungi, Ascomycota, Eurotiomycetes, Eurotiales, Aspergillaceae.
AUGGAACGCCAUCGACUGCUCCCUGCAUACGCCGCCGACAAUAUCCCUGCUUCUCAUCCUGCCAAGGAAGUCACCAAGGUCGCUCUGCGCCUGAAGUACCAGAUCGAACAGGUCAUCUCCUGUGAGCUCGAUGAGAGUAUCAUUACAGACCCCAACAGCAAAAUCAUCACCAAUGCUGUAGUCCAGACCGCUAAAGCUGCGGGUGGUGACGAUCUGCGGGGCUGCAUUCUAUUCGGCUUACUCGUAUGUCUGCGAUGGUUUAAAAUCCAGGCCAUAGAAGAGCUCUGGGAUUCCGAUCUCCAUGAGCGUCGAGCCCUUGCUUGCGAAGUCAUCGCGAAGAAAAUCAUAGAAACUGAGGAAGACCAUGACUUCCUCUUGGUCAACUGUUUGUUGAAACGAUACUCCAUCUUUGUAGACGGAGAAGAAACCCAUCCUGCCAACGUGAUCGAGCGUGCCGUGGACCUCCAUGCUUUGCGGAUCAUUGGCUCCUCGGGGUACCAGAAAUGCAUCCGUUAUCUCUGGAAUGGUUGGUUCUGUCAAGAAGACGGGAACCCGACCAAUUUCGUGCCCUAUCAUGACAAGGACAACACCAGUUUCGCUGUGCACUUCCACCCUGACAGGAUGAGGACUCCUCAGUAUCAGAAUGCAUGCCAGAUAUUCUUUUCGCUGGUGUACCUCAUCCUAUACACCCAGGUCAUCAAUACGGUCAACCGAACUGGAGACCUGGACUUUGUGGAAGGGAUCCUCUAUGUGAUGACCCUCGGGUUCAUUUGCGAUGAGCUGUCCAAACUAUGGAAGAUUGGCCGGCACUAUUUUGAUUUCUGGAACGCGUUCAACUCGACCCUUUAUGCACUUCUUGCUGUAUCGUUCUUCCUUCGCAUCGCCGCCCUGACUCACUCCCCCUCCGCGGGCGAUGAGAAGAGACAGAGACUCAACGAAAUGAGCUACAACUUCCUGGCCUUCUCCGGACCGAUGUUCUGGAUGCGCAUGAUGCUCUACCUCGACUCCUUCCGCUUUUUCGGCGCCAUGUUUGUUGUGUUGAGGGUCAUGAUGAAGGAGAGUUUAAUCUUCUUUGCGCUUCUUUUCGUCGUCCUGGUGGGCUUCUUCCAAGCGUUCUUCGGGAUGGCGCAGUUUGAACCCGAAAUACCCAUCACCAGGGUGAUCGUUCAGGGGAUGGCAAACAGUGUGAUGCAAAGUCCAGAAUUCAGUACCUUUGAGGAGUUCGCAUUUCCAUUCGGCAUAAUCCUCUAUUACAUUUUCAACUUCAUCGUCAUGACUAUUCUGCUAAAUAUUCUCAUUGCACUAUACAACAGUGCAUAUGAAGAUAUAGCUGGGAACUCUACGGAUGAGUACAUGGCAAUCUUUGCCCAGAAGACGAUGCAGUUCGUUCGCGCACCAGACGAGAACGUCUUCAUACCCCCAUUUAACCUCAUCGAGAUCCUUUUCCUGAUUAUCCCGUUUGAGUGGUGGUUGCCUCGUCGUCACUAUGCAAAGCUGAACGACAUAGUGAUGGGAGUCCUCUACUCACCCCUUCUGCUAGUCACGGCUGCUUUGGAGGUCCGCGAAGCGCGCCGAAUCAGAUGGAAUCGCCGCCGCGGGGAGGAGGACGAUGAUGAUGUGCAAGAAUGGGAGCAUAUCGCCGAGGAGGUCGACUUUGAGGUCGACGACAGCUGGAAACAGGCUGUUCAGGAGACCACGCCGGAUAUCAAUGCGAACAGUGCUACCCAUGAAAUAAUAAAAUUGAGGGCCCAGAUUGAUUCGCUGGCGGAGAUGGUCAGACUACUGACCGAUGAGAAGUUGGUUACAGGAGGUUUUAACGGCGAGUCGAGUUCGACUAUCGCUGAGCGUGAGUAG